CACAUUUGUUUUCAUGGGACAACACAGACAAACCAAAUUAAAAAUGGCACUUUUUUGUUUAAAGUCUUCCUUUGAAUGAAAAAAAUAACCUGCAGUUAUUCAUCAAGACCUUGUGGAUUACAUUUUUUUCCUCCUUAUUCAAGGUAAAUUUUUCUAACUUGAAAUUUUAACUGGGACAUGUGGACACAUUCCCAUUUUUCUAAAGAUGAGUUUGCAGUUUCUGGAACAACCUUACAUGCAGGGCUCAUCCCCUGACUCGGGAUCAGAACCGUAAACCCUCACUACCACACAGACAGGACAGAGCACUUCCACGGUGGAGCCGGACAGCCUUCUGUCCAACGACCCAGCCUGAAGCACGGAGACGGACAGACGGACAGACAGUCUGAUGCCAACUGUCUCACCUGUCAAUCUCUCGGCACCACUCCUCCUCCUGCUGCUGCUGCUGCUGCUGCUGCUAUGCACCACCCACACCACCAUGGCAACCAACUGGCUCUCCCUGGCGAGGCUGCCUCGCUCCAGAGCCGUGUCUGGUGCCGCUCCAUGUGCCCGGCUGAGGGGGCUGACCCCGGGGCAGGUGGGGGUGUGCAGGGCAAGAGGGGAGGUCAUGGAGUCUGUACGCAAAGCAGCAGAAAUGGUCAUAGAAGAGUGUCAGCAUCAGUUCAGGAAUCGCCGCUGGAACUGCUCCACCACGCCACGUGGGAUCAACGUGUUUGGAAGAGUCAUGAAUCAAGGUUCGUCCCUCGCUGAGAUGACACAGAGCAACAGGCGUUUACUGAGUUUUAAAACAUACGAUCCUUGUUCCUUUUUCUUCUCUUGUGUUGCUGCUGUGCUGCCAGGCACUCGUGAGGCAGCGUUUGUGCACGCUCUGUCUUCAGCAGCAGUGGCGGUGGCCGUGACCCGAGCCUGCACCCGUGGGGAGCUGGAGAGGUGUGGCUGCGACAGGAAGGUCAGAGGCGUCAGCCCUGAAGGCUUCCAGUGGUCAGGGUGCAGUGACAACCUGUCCUAUGGCGUGGCGUUUUCUCAAGCCUUUGUGGAUGAACCUGAGCGGGCCAAGGGACUGUCAGCGGGACGCCCCCUCAUGAACCUCCACAACAACGAGGCCGGUCGAAAGGCCAUCCUGCACAACAUGCAGGUGGAGUGUAAAUGUCAUGGUGUCUCUGGCUCCUGUGAGUUAAAAACCUGCUGGAAAGUCAUGCCCCCAUUCAGACGUGUUGGUGUUGUACUCAAGGAACGCUUUGAUGGAGCCACAGAGGUCCGAUUGACUCGUAUUGGGUCCAGGCCAGCUUUGCUCCCUCGUGACCCCUACGUCAAGCCCCCUGCUGCCAGAGACCUGGUGUAUGUGGCUCCCUCCCCAGAUUUCUGCCACCUCGACCCAGACAACGGCAUCCCAGGGACUGCUGGAAGAAGAUGCAACGGAACGUCCCGGCUGGCUCCAGACGGCUGUGAGCUGGUGUGCUGUGGGCCCGGCUACAGAGCGGGCCGGGCCGAGGUGGUGCAGCGCUGCUCCUGCAAGUUUUCUUGGUGCUGCUCAGUCCGCUGCCAGCAGUGCAAGAAUACAGUCACUAUUCACACCUGCAGGGUUUGAAACGGCUCAAACAAAAGCAGACUGAAGUCAAUUCAGACCCAAAUAAUCCAGCAGAGACACGCUGCAGAAUAAAUACAACAGCUUUCACACCAAACAACAUUACAUGCUUCCUAAUAACAGUCUCAUUUCAAAUAUUUAUCUGAACCUUCUGGCACUUCUAAUUUGAAAGCUGCAGCAAACAAAUCUUUAAUUAUGAGAGUUUUGUGGAACAACAUUGUUCUCCUCUUCCAAAACUGCAGAGGACAGAUUCACCACAGCACCCUAAACCUUCACUUGACAAAGCUUUUAAAGCUGAAAAUAACUAAAACUAACAGAAACAUUGCAGCGGUGUUUUUCAUGCUUAUACAUUAUGUCUUAGACUAGCAGGUCUUUGAACGUGUUCUGUAUUUAUGUUUCCUUUUUUGUUCCUGAUUUAUUUAUUUUUUACAGUUGUGUUCAAAGUAACUGCAGUCUAAGAACACUAACCAGAUCAAACAAUGGUUUUUAAAAAUUAUAUUUUUAUGUAGUAGCUGUAGUACCGUAACAAAAACCGAACAGAGCCCACAGUCCAGACAUGUCGCUUACCGUUUCUGUGUAAUUAAUUCAAAUGGACAUGUUCAAAAUAAAACAUGGUCAUGGAGCUUUCCUGUCAAAUCUGAGUGGAAUAGUCAGAAGAACACCAUGGUGUGAAUAGAAAGUUGAUUUAACAAUGGAAAAAUAAUAAUACAUUUUCAUUUUGAUGAGGUUAAUUGACAGCGAUAAGACCCGCCUCCUGGUUCUGAUUGGUUGUUACUAGUGAGCACUGGGGAAGCCAGAGAGGUUAAUUAUUCUUCACAGAUUAUCUGUUUUACAUUAAACUGUUAUAACAUAGUGAUAAUGUCAACAAAUAUGUGAGAAAAAAUUUUACACUGCAGCUUUAAAAAGUGGUCAGCCUAACGUCUGUACAGUACAAUGGAAAACUGGAAAUGUAUUGCAUUUCGACACCAAAAUACAAAGAGAACGUGGUGUAUGAAUCAAAUUAUCCUGGAAUACGCGGAAAAGUUUGAUGAAAGUUGGUAGAAUCCACCCAACACAGAUUUAUCAAAAAAAUUGGCUUUUAUGACUUACCCAUAAUUUCAGUAACUAACAGGAAAGCUCAAUCUACAUAUUUCUAGGUUUACACAGUAAAUGAGAAGUUCUUUUAUUGAACUUCCAUAUUCUCUUUUUAUCAAUAUAUUUAUAGACCGAGAACAAAUUGGAUCAAUUUCUCUUCAUGUUGUUCUGAAUAGAAUGGGCCACAUUUCCGACGCUUUUGCAUUGAGGGAAUAAACGCUUUUAAAAAUAUUCAGAGUUUUAUUUUACUCUUUUCCCACACAAGAUAUUAUUUUGAACACAACUGUGUAUCAGAGUCUUUCCUUCAAUUCAUUCUCCAGCAGCAAGAAUAGCUUCUGCUUGCCUCAGUGUCUGUAAUACUGCAUGUAAAACAUUUCUGUUCACUCCAGCACAUCAGGUCUGUCCAAGACAUCUAACAAAAAUACAGUAGUUUACCUGAAACACAAA
Poeciliopsis prolifica (blackstripe livebearer) is the source of this 3103-nucleotide messenger RNA. It is a transcript of the gene wnt4b, whose product is annotated as wingless-type MMTV integration site family, member 4b. NCBI's taxonomy places the organism in Eukaryota, Metazoa, Chordata, Actinopteri, Cyprinodontiformes, Poeciliidae. Gene Ontology annotation, biological process: canonical Wnt signaling pathway; multicellular organism development; neuron differentiation. Gene Ontology annotation, molecular function: cytokine activity; frizzled binding. Bases 386 to 1585 code for a protein of 399 amino acids. The transcript is spliced from 8 exons. Gene Ontology annotation, cellular component: extracellular region. The record is from RefSeq and is a predicted model, not a curated record.